CAACUGACCGAUAAAAUGGCACUGCUUGUCCUCAUCCUACUAUCGGUGACCAGCCCCUUGGGAUUUGGAAUCAGCACCACCGAAGUAGUGGAACGUCAGGUUACUGUGGGAUUGGAGACAGAAUUUGUUUCCACUACUGCCCCUGGUGAUCUAUUUCAAACUUCAUCUGCUGAGUUACCAGUGGUUUAUUCAGUUUCACCGACAACAGAAGAAACUACUGAUGGACCCACUUCCACAUCUGAACACAACACUGUCUCGACUGUUAUUACCACCGAUAUAAGUGAAACUCAAGUGAAGGAGUCUGACAGUUAUUCAACACCAGUCGACGAAAACACAAGCGAGACCACAUCCAUAUCUCUACAAAUGAGAACAGCACCCCCACAGCACCCCUGUGUGAUUGAUGUGGACGAGAGUGAACCGGAAUUUCAGCGUUAUGUGUGCACGGGAAAUUGGGUCAUUUCACUUAUCGCCACCACUUUUCUGCUUACCAUGAUAUUCUUUGCUGUUUUAAAAAACACUCUCACAUGGGGCUUCGUAAACUUGGUUGAUGUACGGAAAGCUGGUGUGAGUUUCCCACAACGACCCGAGCUAAUUGUUCUCCUUUGUUCUACCAUACCAACGAUCUUCACAACGAUUGCCCGACCACUGUUCUACCCCUACCCACUGAGGUACGCCCAGUUUAUCAGCGAGGUUGGAUGCAUGCAGGCGCGGCAGUUCUUUGAUCUGUUCGCCCGCACUGCAGCCGUCUACCACAUGGUCUUUUGGGCCUACCGCAUGCCAAUUAUCCGCUGGCUCUGGAGAAACUACCUACGUUUCAACGCCUUCCGAGCAGUGUGGACCAAGGAGCACAUUAUUGAGGUGUUGCGUGACAAGUUUGCUCCUGAGAAAGACGAUAAGUUCCGUCGGAUGUUUCAGAACUCUCCUGAAUCCAUGUUCUACUACGCUCAGUUCCUCCAGUCCGGCCUUCCAAUGCAGUACUUGCAAAGUCUCAUGAAACCGGGUAACCGGAGUCCCUCGAUGUCCACAGCAGCCAUUGAUGGGUUGAUGGGUCCCAAUCAGGCAUUGGUAGGGGGAGGGCACUUGCGGCCUGGAGGCGGAGAUGGAUCCGACGUCCUUCCACGUGUCAAUCUCGGCCACCUUCUCAACAUCGGCUCCGACGAAAACACUUCUCCCAAAAUAACGCACUAUGGGAGUUUCCUAGGUGCGGGGGGCACUUCUCCUUCAAAACUAUCCAGCGGUGCCUUUUAUUUGCCUCAAGGAGGCUCACACCAGGUUUCACGCAACACUAGCUUCCGCGGGUCGGCCCAAAAUCGACCAGUGCCACUCCUAUUGAACACAGAGGCGGGGUUCAGUCAGCAUCUGUCGCCAGACGAUGCAGCGAAUUCCGCGAUGUUUGACAGACAAAGUUCUAGUUCGCCCGACAUGCACUCACUCACAUUACCGCCAGCAUUUUCGAGUCAGGAAUUGCUCUUUCCUGGACACGGUCAGCCCUUAGGCUUGGACUUUCUUGCCCCUAAUGAAAAGAAGGCAAAAGAUGAUGAAAGUAUUAUUAAGCCACCAAGCCGGGAGUUCGUAUACAUCUGCAAGCAUGCCAUACCUGGGGUGAUCUAUCUUCUCUCGAUAUUUGCUACCCUUCCCUCCAUAUUUGGCUUCGACAUGUAUCAAUAUGAGAGCAAAAUUACCACUGCUUACUUCUACUUCGACUUUAUUUUUAUCGUCCUUUUUCCAAUGAUUCUAAUCACGGCCGCUUUCUACCACGGCGUGCUUGCCAAGACCCAGCUUAACGGGGGCCCAAAGAUGCGGUUCCGGUUGCGGUGCUACUACGUCAACUUUGUUGUGCUUAACAUGCCAAUGCUCUUCCUUAUGACCACAGCAAUGGCCUAUCGCAUAACCCUGAGUCGCGUAGUAGAGACUGAAAUGUAUGGAACUGGCAUUGUGAUUGCACUAACCGCUUAUCAUGCUCAAUUUGUACUGAAGACAACAGUCUACACCACAGGAUGCAAUUGCAUUUGCUGCCCGGAGAGGUGCCUAAACAGAAAUCCCCGCUUACGAAACUGCAUAAUCACGAUGGUGACUCCUAGGAAUAAGGCCGCUCUCCCAGCAAACAAGGACGAUGGUGAAACCGAAGACGAAUUUGACGCCGAAGAAGACGAGCAAAAGAAAACAGUCCCAAGGGACCCAUUUGGCCAAGGAACGGAAAUUCAAAUUACGCCUCCCGAAACAGCUGUUUAA
This is a messenger RNA of Mesocestoides corti, 2232 nucleotides long. NCBI's taxonomy places the organism in Eukaryota, Metazoa, Platyhelminthes, Cestoda, Cyclophyllidea, Mesocestoididae. The record is from the annotation of a GenBank genome assembly.